AUGCCUCAAAAUUCGACGCAGCAGAGGCUGCGUAUACCAAACAUUUUGCGUCUUAACCUUGAAUUUCCAUUUUCAUUAAUCGUGGAAGCUUCAAGUUUUUAUUUGACAUCACUAGUUUCUGGCGCCUCAAAUGUUCAAACUUUAACACAUCCAGGGUCUUGUAAAAGUCUUGUCAUUGGGGAUAAAGAGCACAUUGGAGUUUUACCAUGGAGGAAUAUAGAAAGGAGAAACCUUGCAGAGGGAAGCGAAGGAGACAACUCGUCUUUGAUUUUGGCUGAAAAGAGGACUAAUAGGAUAGACCCUCUAAUGAUUUUAAGAAGUAUACAGGUGGCUGGAAUAUCAGCAAUGAACACUAUUGGGCUUGGCGGGUGUGUUGUGCUGUACACUGGUCAGGGAAAAUUUCAUGGCAGUACAAUAAACACACUGGAUUAUGCUGUUAAUAAGGCAGAUGCUACUGCUGAAAACCUCAGGAAUGUGUCAGAUUAUCUUUCUGCAGCUAAGAAAAUUACCGUGAAUUCAGUUUUUCUGUCCCCAGAUGUCCAAAAAAGCAUCGAUGAUGUUGUAAAGAAGAUCAACUCUUCUGCUUCGACUCUUUCUACUCAAACAGGCAAUAAUAAAGAUAAAAUUCAACAUGGCUUGGACGGCAUGUAGGUUGAAGUUUUUAUAAUCUUGAAAUUAUAAUAAUCUUUGAGUGCCGAUCAUCAAACUGAUCUCAGGCUAAAUGCUGCAGG
This is a messenger RNA of Durio zibethinus, 731 nucleotides long. NCBI's taxonomy places the organism in Eukaryota, Viridiplantae, Streptophyta, Magnoliopsida, Malvales, Malvaceae. The record is from RefSeq and is a predicted model, not a curated record.